Messenger RNA from Gastrolobium bilobum, 2594 nucleotides. Its product is annotated as F-box protein At5g39450-like. The record is from RefSeq and is a predicted model, not a curated record. The coding region runs from base 297 to 2159 and encodes 620 amino acids. The transcript has 2 exons. Gene Ontology annotation, molecular function: protein binding. NCBI's taxonomy places the organism in Eukaryota, Viridiplantae, Streptophyta, Magnoliopsida, Fabales, Fabaceae.
AUUUCUGGCAAAGUGUCUCUGUCAUUCAUGUUUGGUGGAGUCAAUAAUUGAAGUUUCAAAACAAACCCCUUUCAUUCAAAGGAUAGGAAUAUAGCCUUCCUCACUUUACUCCUGUGAAGUGCAGGGUUUUCCACUUACUGGGUGAAGAACAAUUUUCAGGGUUUGUUGUUGGUUCACCUGAAUCAUUCGUUUUGAUUAUUUGGAAUUGUGGGUAUGCAAUGAAGUGUGCAGAUUUCAUGGAUAAAUUUUGAAAGUUCGUUUUUUUUUUCCCCCAAAAAAAUUUCAGUUGGAUAAGCAUGUUACCUGAGCCCUGUGAUUCAAACAUGCUUCUGUCUCUGCCUGAUGAUGUAUUUGCCAUCGUUUCUGAGUUCCUCUUGCCGAGAGAUUUGUGUAAUUUGGGUCUGUGCUGCAGGAGUUUGAACGCUCUUGUUGCAUCUGAAAAAAUCUGGCUCACUCAAUGUGACGUUUUGGACAUAGUGCCCCAUAAGGACCUUGUUGAGUGGAGAAAGGGUGUUUCAUCUUACAAGGCACUUUGCCGUUUUCUGCUGAGUGUCCAGCCAUUGAUUGGAUUAUGGGUUUAUCAGAAUCCUGAGCUUGGCAACGUGGUGUAUGUCAUGCCUGGUUUUGUUUCAGUUGUUGGUUGCAGGAUAAUUCCUCAGGAGCUUGGUCCAUUGGGUAUUGAAGAAGGUCCUAUUCUCUGGGCAUCUGUUUUUGAAGUUAUUGGUAAUUUUGAUGGUUCAACCACAUUUCUUCUUCAUGGAAGGGAAAAGGGAAUUGAUUAUGUAUAUCCGGGUUCACUCAAGCCUAUAGAGAAAUCUUGCAAUGUACUAUUGCUUGAGGUUGAACCUGGGCAAAAUAAGAGUGUCAGUACUUUGUUGCAGAGUAAAAGCUUUGAGUACCACUCGGGCGUGGAGUUAUCCAGGAAGGUUUGUAGGUCAAAAAGUGAAGUUUCUAUGUCGCAAAGGAUGAUAGGAAAUAACGAGGCAAUGUGUAUAUUCAGCAAAUUAACUUUCGGUGAUAGAAGAAAGUUGCUUGAGGUCACUACUAGCCAAGUUCGACAGAAGGUUCCUGAUAUGGUGAUUGGGCCAUUGUUUCCUAGGUUAAGGGAUGAUGAGGAAAAUUUUCAGAAAGAUUUGGUGCUCUUGUGGGAAAGAAGAUCAUUCCUCUGUCAAAUGUGCACUCUUGGUUGUAGUAGUCACAUGGACUAUAAGCCAAGUUCUCAAGAGGCAGUUGGUCCAAUGCAAUUAGAGCUGGAUAAUAUCAGAACAAAUCUUGACUGUUCAAGUGCUAUGCAUAAUCCUUUGCAUGAGGAGGAUGGUCGCACACAUUGCAUCAAGAGAAAAAGUCUAGGUGGAUUUUUCUGGAGUAGCCUUAAACAGAUUCUUGGAAGAUCAAAUUCAAUUAAUGGCAGUCAUUCAGUUUCCAAGAAGCUUACUUCAAGCAGUGAGAUUAGGCAUGCACGGCUUCAAGAAUUUCUGAGAUCAAGUGACACAAUAAGGCUAACAUUAAAUGCCUCAACUGUUAAGCUAUCUUCUUAUCGAGCAUGGCCAAAUAUGCAUGACAGUCGGUUUGCACUUUACAAGUUGCCUUUGCGAGUUCCCAGAGAUGACCAAGAAUAUGCUGGUUUAUGGGGAGGAACUUUUGGUUGGCCUCCUGGAAAGCCUUCUGAAGACAAGCCUGGAAAGGCUUUAUUCUUUCUUUUGCUCUCUUAUGAGGAGUCUCAGGGACAACAGCAUCUCAUUGCAACCAAAAUAUUGGAAGGCACCCACUAUGUCUUGCAUCCUAAUGGUUCAGCAAUGUUUAUAGUGAAUAUCAAUGAUCCUUCAUCUGAAACCUUUCCUUGGGACACUAAUGCAGACUCGUUUCCAGUGAAUAAUAUCAAGCAUGCUUUCACGGGAGAGGGUAUUGCAAGUGGUUAUGGGUUCAGAUACCCUGGAUCAAAGCCCGGUUCCCUCUUUGUUUUUGAAAAUGGGGUCCUUGCCUUCAUUUGGAAGGAGUCAAGGGCCGUUUUGACCUUGCAAAGACUUAACUUGCUAGAACUUUUGAAGAAGGGUGAAAGGGUACCCUCACUGCCUCCCGUUGCCAAUUUUUCAUAUCUGACAAAGUCCUACUCAAAUGUGUUUACCGGCUUUCCUAGCACUUCAAAUUGUUUGUCUUGAACAAGGUUUGCCUUAACCCUGACAUGCAAGGAUAACACUAGUAUAUUAGUGGGCUUAGGACUCAAAUUGUUUUUGUGCACCUAGAUUACUAUGGUUUGACAAAGAGGCUAUAAGCUUCCUAGCUGCUGUUGGUGGUUGCUGGAGUUGCAUUGCUUCUGGUUGUCACAGAAUACUCUUACUGCUUUUGUGUUUUCAUAUUGCUGCUUCUUGAGACCAAAGAUGGAGGUAAUCUUUGUCAACUAAUGUAUUAUGGGUUAUUAUCUUAUCUUCUACAGGUAUAUCAUGCUGUUUGUUGUACUAUAUAUGGGAGAAAGUAUAAAUUAAGGAUUCUAAUACAGUUUUUCUCCACAUUGGAUGUAUAAAUUGGCAUGAUGAUUACCCUUGUGUGCCAGACUUACAUUCCUGAACGUAAUAGCACAGACAUGGUUUCAUAUA